Molecule: messenger RNA, 3510 nt
Organism: Frankliniella occidentalis (western flower thrips)
Lineage: Eukaryota; Metazoa; Arthropoda; Insecta; Thysanoptera; Thripidae
Gene: GlyS
Product: glycogen [starch] synthase
Exons: 14
Coding region: 397-2487 (696 amino acids)
Biological process (GO): glycogen biosynthetic process
Cellular component (GO): cytoplasm
Molecular function (GO): alpha-1,4-glucan glucosyltransferase (UDP-glucose donor) activity
Source: RefSeq, a predicted model, not a curated record
GCCAGAGUCGCCAAAGUGUGCGGGGCGCCAGCGAGGAUUCAACGCAGUCGGUCGAAAUCUAGCGCGGGUGCCGUUGUCCCUUCGUGCCGGCGCCUCCGUCGUCGAUCCUCUCGAUUGGAGAUCUCGUAGGGCCGUGAAAAAAUAAAAGCGUCGGCUGCUGGCUGCAGCAGCGUCGGCGGUCUGCAGUCAGCUGUGCCAGUGCCAGUGCCACGGACACAGACACAGACAAGAGGUGAGGGAGGAAGGCGAGCCCCCCAAAGCCCCAGACCUGCAAAACAGUGGGCCAGGCACUUGACCUUCAAGGUUGCUUUGAGGUCAACAUUUGUGUAGUUGCGUCCACGACCGGCAGGACGUUUCCGGGUUUUCUCUUUAGGAGUUGCUGCACCAACCAACAAUAUGUCGAAAGAGAGAUCUCAGCGUCGGUUUUACCGCGCUGACAGUGUGUAUGACUUUGCAGCUGUGAUGGAUAAAGGUCAGGCUGCUAUGGAUGACAACCGAUGGACUUUUGAAGCAGCUUGGGAGGUUGCCAACAAAGUUGGUGGUAUUUAUACUGUCAUCCGAUCAAAGGCUUACGUAUCAACUGAAGAAAUGGGAGACCAAUAUUGUCUUCUGGGGCCUUACAAAGAGCAGUGUGCACGCACAGAGGUAGAAGAACAAGAGUUUCCUGCUGGUGGUCCAUUGCAGAUUGCGGUUAGCAGAAUGAGGGAUCAAGGAUACCAGCUUCAUACUGGAACAUGGCUUGUUGACGGAAACCCCCAGCUGAUCUUGUUUGACAUUGCAUCUGGUGCAUGGAAAUUGGAUGAAUUCAAGCAGGAACUGUGGGAGAAAACUGGAGUUGGCAUUCCUCACCUUGACAUCGAAACCAAUGAUGCUAUCAUUCUAGGAUAUAUGGUUGCUUCUUUCAUUGCUGAGUUCCGUAAAGCUGCUGAGGAAUGCAGUGGUCUUCAACCUCGUGUCGUUGCACACUUCCAUGAAUGGCAAGCUGGAGUGGGUCUUGUUGCUCUACGCACACGAAAAGUGGAUGUUGCAACUGUUUUUACCACCCAUGCUACUCUCCUGGGAAGAUAUCUGUGUGCCGGCAGUAUUGAUUUCUACAAUAAUUUAUCUACUUUUGAUGUGGAUGCCGAAGCUGGUAAAAGACAAAUUUAUCAUAGAUAUUGUCUGGAACGGUGUGCAACUCACCUGAGCCAUGUUUUCACCACUGUGUCUGAAAUUACUGGAUAUGAAUGUGAGCACUUACUGAAAAGGAAACCUGACUAUUUUACUCCUAAUGGACUGAAUGUAAAGAAAUUCUCUGCCCUUCAUGAAUUUCAAAAUCUUCAUGCCAUUUCCAAAGAUAAAAUUCAUGAGUUUGUUAGGGGACAUUUCUAUGGGCAUUAUGAUUUUAACCUGGACAAAACACUGUAUUUCUUUAUUGCUGGUCGAUAUGAGUUUGGUAACAAAGGAGCAGAUAUUUUCAUUGAAGCACUUGCCCGGUUGAAUCACUACCUAAAGGCAGCCAACUCUGAUACAACUGUUGUUGCAUUCCUUAUUUUCCCUGCCAAGACCAACAACUUCAAUGUUGAAAGUUUGCGUGGUCAUGCUGUGACUAAAAGUUUACGAGACACAAUUCAUGAUAUUCAGCAGAGCAUAGGAAAGAAGAUGUAUGAAGUUUGUCUAAGUGGAAGAAUGCCAGAUACAGAUGAACUUUUGGAUAAAGAAGACAAAGUUAAGCUUAAACGUUGUAUAUAUGGUCUGCAACGACAUGGUCUACCUCCUGUAACUACUCACAAUGUAGUUGAUGAUUGGAAUGAUCCUGUAUUGAAUUCAGUGCGACGCUGCAAUCUUUUUAAUACAGUUCAUGACCGUGUUAAGGUUAUUUUCCACCCUGAGUUUUUGUCAUCUACAAACCCCUUAUUUGGUUUGGAUUAUGAAGAGUUUGUCCGUGGUUGUCACUUGGGGGUCUUCCCCAGCUACUAUGAACCAUGGGGUUACACUCCUGCAGAAUGCACCGUCAUGGGUAUUCCCUCCAUCACCACCAAUUUGUCAGGUUUUGGGUGCUUUAUGCAAGAACACAUUGCAGACCCUCAGAGCUAUGGAAUUUAUAUUGUAGACAGACGUUACAUUGGCCUCGAACAAUCUGUGCAACAAUUGGCUCAAUUUAUGUUUGACUUCUCUCGUCUGAAUCGAAGACAGAGAAUUAUUCAAAGGAACCGUACUGAGCGUUUGAGUGAUUUGCUUGAUUGGCGGAAUUUGGGCAUUUACUACCGACAAUCUCGAAUCAGUGCCCUGUGCAAAGUGUAUCCAGAGCUGGCUGAUACCCUAGAUGUAAGUGGAAAUGUCAACAACUUCAACUUCCCUCGCCCUAUUUCAGAACCACCAUCUCCCUCUUCAUCACGGCCUACAACACCUAGAGGGUCCGUCCAUGGAAGUGAUGAUGAAGAAGAUGAGGUUGAUGAAGAAAAAGAGAUUGAAGAACUGGGUGGUCCUUCAAAAUCCUCAACUUAAACAUUGAGAACAGAGGUGUUUUAAAACACCUUGGUUUUUGAACAGUGGUUAUGCACAAGCAGACAAGCUUGCUGAAUUGAAAAAUGUAGCUUAAACCGAAGGGCAUGGAAGGAAGCUGUUUCCAUCACUCAUGAAGAAGCACAAACUUUUAAAAAUUUGUCAUUUAAAUGAAUUUUUGUUCCUGAAGAUUGUGUUAUGUAAGAUUCAAAAGGUAAUUAGAAUUAUAAGAACGCAAUUUGAGGCAGGUGGCGUACUUCAUCACUAGUAUGUAAGGUUUUAGAACUCCUUUGUAAACUGCAGAAAGGUUGAAGUAAUCUUAUUUUGUGGGCUAGGCGUAAAUAUUAAACUUUCAAGUAAUAUGGUGUGCUGCACCACCACCACCACCACCACUUGCCUGUAUUUGUUUGUGUUAUAGAGUGCCAAGUAUUUUUUUAUUGAUCAUUGAUCAGCCUCUGAAGGGCUUUCAUUAUUUUGAUAGUUUUAUUGAAAGUUUUACUGCCAUAGAUUAAAAUCAUUAGAUUCCUUUAAAACUUAUUUUUCUAUAUUUCUCUGUUUUGUUUGGUUGUGAAUUUGCUACUUUAUUUUUACUUGUUUCAUUGCAUUGCUAUCUUUACUAAAUAUUUUAUAGAUAGAUUGGAAUGAGUUUGAGUACAAGUAUUUUUACUAAUGAUGUCAAAGCAUUACUUGUCAAGUACUCAAACAUUAUCAAUUCGUUUUAUUGAGACAUAUUUACUGUGCCAUAUUUACAAUUGUUUUUAGGAAUGUUUGUUCUUGUUAAUUCUAUAAAACUGUUAUCCUUAUAAAAUUUUUAUGCCUGUUAAGGUUAUUGUAGUUUAUUAUACAAUUGUUCAUGAUUCUGAACUUGAUGGUUUCUGCAUGAAAAUUCAGACCUUUCUAUCCUCAAUAAUAAUCUCCCAGUGAUACAAACAUCUCAUUAUGCACUGUAACAGCUGCCUUGUAUGUAGUCAAUUCAGGUUAUUAACCUGAGAAGUGUGCCAAUAAAAUGUGCCAUACGUACCUUAA